Molecule: messenger RNA, 2876 nt
Organism: Diachasma alloeum
Lineage: Eukaryota; Metazoa; Arthropoda; Insecta; Hymenoptera; Braconidae
Gene: IKKepsilon
Product: inhibitor of nuclear factor kappa-B kinase subunit epsilon
Biological process (GO): peptidyl-serine phosphorylation
Cellular component (GO): cytoplasm
Molecular function (GO): ATP binding; protein serine/threonine kinase activity
Source: RefSeq, a predicted model, not a curated record
CGCGGUUCAGCGAACUACGUCUGGUGCACGACAAGCGUCCUCGGCAAGGGCGCCACCGGUGCAGUCUUCCAAGGAGUCGACAAGAACAACGGCCAACCCGUGGCCGUGAAGACAUUCAACCAGCUCUCCCACAUGCGCCCAAUGGACGUCCAGAUGCGUGAAUUUCAGGUCUUAAAAAAGGUGAAACACGAGAACAUAGUGAAGCUCCUGGCGAUCGAGGAGGAGCAGGACGGUCGUGGCAAGGUGAUAGUGAUGGAGCUGUGCACGGGUGGCAGCCUCUUCAACAUCCUCGACGAUCCGGAGAACACCUACGGCCUCUCGGAGUCGGAGUUUCUCCUCGUUCUGGAGCACCUCUGCGCCGGGAUGAAGCACCUGCGAGACAACAAUCUCGUCCACAGGGACUUGAAGCCCGGCAACAUAAUGAAGUACAUCGCCGACGACGGCAGUACCAUCUACAAGUUGACGGACUUUGGUGCAGCUCGGGAGCUACACGAGGACCAGCAGUUCAUGUCGCUUUACGGCACCGAGGAGUACCUCCACCCUGACAUGUACGAGCGCGCGGUCCUCAGGAAGCCAGUGGGCAAGACCUUCGGGGCCACCGUCGAUCUAUGGUCAAUCGGUGUGACGCUGUACCACGUGGCCACUGGUAAUCUACCCUUCAGGCCGUUCGGCGGUCGUCGAAACAAGGAGACAAUGUUUCACAUUACGACGAAGAAGUCCUCGGGGGUGAUCUCCGGGAGUCAGACGACGGAGAAUGGGCCCAUCGAGUGGAGCCGGGAUCUCCCGAAGAACUGCAGACUCAGCUGUGGAAUCAAGAAAAUCGUGACUCCAUUGUUAGCAGGUCUUCUAGAGGUCGACAGACAGAGGAUCUGGAGCUUCGACAGGUUCUUCAGCCAGGUGACAGACAUCCUCUCGAGAAAGGCCUUUCACCUCUUCAAUAUGCACACGAUGCAGUCGAUCGUCAUCUACCUCCAGCCUGAUGACAAAUUCCACACGCUGAGGGCUGCAGUGCAGGAGCAGACGGACGUCUCGCCGAGUUCUCAGGUCAUUCUCCUCGGGGAAUCCCCGAUCUCUCUGCUGAUUGAGGAGUCGACGCCCGCCAGAGGGUACCCCCUGUCCAAGAUCUCGGCGGAGAGCCCUCUGACGCUGUACUCGAGGGACAACAACAACGUCGUUCCACCGAUCGUUCCCAUUCCCGAGACGAGUAAUAUCUCUCCGAGCAGUGGUCAGGGGACUGACGCCAGCCAGACGUCUGUGACGUCCUCCCUGUCGUCUGCCUCGACUUCUGACAAGUUGAGGUCUUACGCGGGCAUUGAAACGCCGAUUGUUUUUCCGACAUUCGCGAAUAUUGUUUCGGUGGAGAACGACGCGAGUCAAGCCAAGUUGGCGUGUUCGGCUGGGCAUUCCUGCAAGAGGACGAUUGACAAGCUAGUCUCCUCGAGUAAGCUGUCGCAGGAGGCCGUGACGUCCUUCAUUGGACUCUUAAUCUCGCAGUUGACAAAGCUGCUGCAGAAGGUUGAUCGUCUCAAGGAACUGACGAAGGCUCACGAGAAGACGCUUCUGUCCGUCGAGCGUUACGAGUUCUUCUGCAGGCAGGCGUUCACAAAAUUGUCCCUCGAGAAGACGAUUCGUCCUGCGUCGGCUAGUGAGGCUCUUCAGUUCGACGUGAACGAGUGGAAGAGUGAACUCCAGACGAAGACGAAGCAGUUGUUCAGUGAGAUUGCACCGGCUGUGAGUCAGCUGUAUCAGAAGUACGUGAAGGACGGGCUUUUGAAGGGGGAGUGGGACUCCUCGACGAGACAAUUGGUGUGUCCUUGGAGGAAGAAGGCCAGUGAGAGGGCCUCGGCCCUCGUCGACAGGCUGAGGGAUGGCUGGCAGCAUCUGCUGAGGGACAGGGCCACGAGAACUCUCACUUACAACGACGAGCAGUUUCACGUUCUCGAGAGGAUCAAGGUGACCGAGACCGGGAGGAGGAUGAAGAUGCUUCUGGAGACGGAGUGCAUUCCCUCGAUCAUUCAGAGGUCGGAGUCACUCGCCGACUGGUACAAAAUGGCGCAGACUGUCUACCUGCAGAUUCAGCUGUUGGAUAAGGAUCUUGAUAAUUACGAACGUAGCUUGGAGGCACUGGCCUAUCGACUCGCGGAUGAGAGCGCAGAACGCCACGAGGCACUUUGUAAAUUACUCGAUCAAUUACCGAGUGGGCAAACUACGGAGAACGGCUCGCAUCUGCCAAGUUGCAUCAGGGAGGAGGGGACCAAGAUGUGGAGGAAUAUCUGUGAUACGCAGCUGGAGAUUCGGGGGAUUCUCAAGGAGAAUAACGAUCUUUUUGAUGGCCUUGCCAGGCUUUCGGAGUCCUGCAGGCUGCAGAGGCAUAGUGAGGGGAAGAGCGAUGGUGAUGGUGAGGAAGAUGAGGAUGAGAAGUCUGGGGGCGAUGGCAAUGGUGGAAAUGAGGAAAAGGAGAAUAUUCAAGGGUAUCGUAAGAAUUGCUUUAUUAAUCAUGAAUAACGUUUAAUAAAAUAUUGCUGGAAUUUACGGAUGUCUACGUGAGAUGUAGAUUUACUUGAUCUUUUGUUUUUUGGUAUUAAAGAUAUUUGGUAGUUUUAUACAUUACUCUAUUGGUCAGUUCAAAAUACCUCAAGGCCUGAUUGUUUUGGUCUUUUUCGUCCUAAUCCAUUACGUUCAUUUUGGCUUCUUUGAUUCCCUCCAUUUUUUGUCUAUCGUUUUCUUAAUUGCGACAAGCGUCAUUAAGAAUGUGGUGACUUGCGUUGCAAUGACCAGAGUGCAUUCAGGGGAUAGGCAUUGGAUAUUCAAGGGUAUCGUAAGAAUGACUUCAUUAAUCAUGAAUAACGUUUAAUAAAAUAUUGCUGUAAUUUACA